Saccostrea echinata is the source of this 3359-nucleotide messenger RNA. RefSeq names its product seipin-like. Gene Ontology annotation, cellular component: endoplasmic reticulum membrane. Gene Ontology annotation, biological process: lipid storage; lipid droplet organization. The transcript is spliced from 8 exons. The record is from RefSeq and is a predicted model, not a curated record. The coding region runs from base 47 to 1117 and encodes 356 amino acids. NCBI's taxonomy places the organism in Eukaryota, Metazoa, Mollusca, Bivalvia, Ostreida, Ostreidae.
ACUUCCGGUACAAAGUGCUUUGCUUGAAAGUGAAAAAUUAAAAACAAUGAUUUUAAUGUUUGUAUACAAUAUUCUAGGAUGGCUUAAAGAAUCUUUUGAUAUAACUUUAUCGAAGUUGAAAUAUUUUGUCACAAGAAUUGUUGUGUUCAUUACUGUGUUUGCCAUUUUACUAUGGUUUUCAGCCUUCUUGUAUGGGAGCUUUUAUUUUGCCUAUAUGCCUCCUGUGUCUUUAACAAAACCUGUAAACUUACAGUUUAGGAUAUGUGAAGAUGGAAUAGGGAUGUGUUCAUACCCCUCAGACAAUAUAACAUUGGUUAAAGAGGGCCAAACUGAGGUGUUUGCAAGAGGUGAAACAUACACAAUCAAAAUGGAAACAGAGCUUCCAGAAUCUCCGGUAAACAAGGAAUUGGGAAUGUUUAUGGUGAAGCUACAGCUCUAUAACAAGGCAGGAGAGUUUGUCGCCAGCUCCUCUCGAUCUAUAAUACUGCACUACAGGUCGGAAUUGCUGAGGAUCUUGGACACAUUUGUGUUUUCUCCACUUCUUCUAUCCGGCUUUGCAGAACAAAAGCAGUCGUUAACUGUGGAAUUUUAUAACAGCUACAUUGAUGACUCGUACAAUCCUGCUGUUGGAGCAUAUAUAGAGGUCCAAAACAAACGAAUACAGAUUUACUCUGCUACACUCAAGAUACAUGCUCACUUUAGUGGUUUAAGGUACAUGUUAUUCCAUUGGCCUCUCCUUUCUGCUGCUAUAGGAACAAGUCUGAAUAUGUGUCUACUUAGUUUUAUUACACUGCUAUCAUGGUACCAGCUUUACUACAGUGGAGGGAAUGGUAAUUCUAAUUCAAUUGAAUAUGAGCCAGAGAUCAGACGUAAGGAUAAAACUGCAAUGGAGGAAAGGAGAAAAAAUAUACGAGAAAUGCUAGCCAGGGAAAGACAAGCAACAGAGGCACAAAUGCAGGGAAGACCUCCACCAGACCAACAGUACUCGAAGUUAGAGACGAUGGUUAGUAGAGAAAUGGAAGAAGAUACAGAGGAGAGUCUAAUGACCACAAAGAGCUGUGAAAACUCAGACAGUGAUUCAGUCCUACGUCACAGGCACCAUGUAACCUCUUCAUGAUAGAUCCUACUCUCUCUCAUUUGUUAUUGUUUCACUUGUUUUCAAUUUUAAAUACUGUUUUUAGAAUAAUUAUUUAAUGGAGAAAAGAAUCAAUUUUGUUUUCAUUGGAUACUAGCAGGCAUUUUCCAAAACCAAGACAAGGUACAACUACCAUUGAGUGACAAGGUUGUUUUACAAUUGUGAAUGUAGUUUUAAAUUUCUCAGUCAAUGUGUAUUAUUUUCUAUUUUUAUACUGUCUUUUUUUAAUAUCCUGAUGUGAAAACAACCAGAAAGUUGAGAUUAUCUGAUCAAUUUAGAAAAACAUACAUCUGAUCCAUUUAGAAAAACAUGUAUGAGCUUGGUGACAUAUAUGAAGAUUUCAUAAAGUCUGAACAAAAAUCUGAAAGUGCCAUGAUAAUGUACCAGUUCAUAUGUGCGUUUAGAUCAUGAAUAAACAACAUACUCAUUGCUGUAAGGAUUCCGAAAGUUGUGCUUUUUAAACAAAUGAUGAGCAUGUUUAGAACAAGGGCAAAAAGUCAAAGAAUGGAGAGAUUGUUGCUAUUAUUAUCAUAAAACAUAGUGCAUGUACAUACAAAUAACAUUCCAUAGAAGUAAUUAAUCUGUAAGAACCUUAUUACCUAAAUUACACUGGAUUGGUCCAUAUGCUUCGUACCACUUUCUUCUGGGGGGAUAGGCUUAAAGAAGGAGGGUAAUUGUACUCAUUUGUAAUUUUGGAGUGAUAGGGGUGCAAGAGAUUCUUUAUACUGAUCCAAGGAGAUAAUUGCUUUUGAUUGAAUGUCGAGUACUUCAACAAGAUUCCAUUUGAUUUGUGUCAUUAACUGCUCAGUAUUAAUUUCCCCAAAGUCUUUCAGUGUUUGUUUUUUUUAUUGCACCAAAUAAUGUGGUUUUUUGUAUGUGUGUGUGUGUGUGUGUGUGUGUGUGUGGAGGUGUUAAUAUUGUGUGGCUUCUCUUUUAUUUUGAGAAAUAGAGUUCAUGUGAGAAUGUAAUUAUAAAAGGAAAUUUGACUUACAUUUUUCAAAUAAGUACAUUUACUUGUAUUUGAGUAAAUUGGCUGGUUUGUGAUAAUUUUUAAUUUUCAGUGUUUGUUGAAAUAUGUACUACUAUCAAACUUUGAUAUCUUAAACAUGAUUGGAUAGACAAUAAAACUGAUUGUUUAAAAUAUUGAUGUUGAAGUUUAAAUAACACAAAGGUCAAGAUGACCUACCCUCUGCAGCAUAUAGCUUUCACAUGUAUUUAAGCAUUAAUGUUCCAGAUAUCAACAUUACACUGUAUGUUUAAAUUGACUUUUAUAUUGUGGUGGACUGCAAUAGAUUUACUCUGUAACAUUUGUGUAAACAAACCACUUUUGCAAAUAUUGACAGUUUUUCUUUUCAUCAGCAAAGAUUUGUGAAUGAUAAAUUGCUAUUAAAAAAUUAUGGUUCACAAAAUUAAGAAGAACUGUAUCUGAACUGUGCACACAAUUUUAAUCACAAGAAUGCAAUAAAUAUAAAUGUAGAAUACAAAACUUGAUUCCCAAAGACAAGACUUGUGCAGUACAUUUAUAUAUAUAUGUAUAUAGAGAAAGAGAGAGAGAGAAUUUUGCCGCAAGACUAGUGUUCUUUGUAGUAUUAUGUGAUAAACAUGUUUGUGAAAAUAUGAUGUGUUUGUGUGUGAAUUUCAAUUCUCUGUCACAUGGCUGAAUGAAAACCUUUGCCUGUUCAACUUCAAAAGUUUGAAUUAUUUGUUAGCCUGUUCACUGUAGUUUACUUUUAUGUUCGUACUUUACUAGCUGCUGUAAGAUGUGAUGUCCUUCAAGAACAUCUUUUUGUAAGAUUGCCUUUUUAUGUUAAUGAAAAGCAUUGCCUGUUCAACUUAAAAAGUUUGAAUUAUUCGUUAGUCUGUUCACUGUAGUUUACUUUUAUGUAUUUAAUUUAACAUACUUUACUAGCUGCUGUAAGAUGUGAUGUACUUUAAGAGCAUCUUUUUUUUGUAAAAUUGCCUUUUUAAUGUGACAGACAGGCAUCCUGUUCUCAAUUAGUAACUCUUGUUUUAGCUCAUUAAUCAAAUCAUUUAGUUUAUACAAAUCAAACACUCAGUUAUUAUCUACGUUUUCAAAAGAAACUGUGUAUAUUUUGCACAUGCAAAAAAAAAGGCGAGUUGAAAAAUGAAGAUAAUGUUCCUGUCUGUGCAGUGAUCACCAUCUUAUUUAAGUUAAACAUUUAUUCUUGUUUUGCUAGAAAAAGAAAUAAAUCCAUUUUAUUUA